This is a messenger RNA of Macadamia integrifolia, 1996 nucleotides long. RefSeq names its product probable pectate lyase 8. Lineage: Eukaryota; Viridiplantae; Streptophyta; Magnoliopsida; Proteales; Proteaceae. The record is from RefSeq and is a predicted model, not a curated record. Bases 154 to 1464 code for a protein of 436 amino acids. Gene Ontology annotation, molecular function: pectate lyase activity. The transcript is spliced from 7 exons.
GUCUUUUGACUACAUUUGUUUCCUCUGUUUUUCUUGCCUUUUCUCUUCUCUUUCUCUCUCUCGAUAUAUACCUCUUCGAGAUCCAGAGAGGAAGAAAGUGAGAGAGACAGAGAUUAAGACAGAGAGAGAGGGAGAGACAGCUCUGAAGCUACAAUGGCGGUUUCUCUGAGGUGGUUUUCUCUGUGUUUUGUGCUGCCGUUGUUGAUUGUUGCAGUAAUGGCUGGAGUGGGAGAGGCGAUUUCAGAUGCGAGGAUCAAAGAAGCAGAGCUGUUGCAGAGAUCAAAGAACUUAUCAACCGCCGGGAGGAAUGAACAUGCCGUCGACAAUCCGGAGGAAGUCGCUUCCAUGGUGGACAAGAGCAUACGCAACAGCACCGAAAGGAGGAAGUUGGGCUACCUGUCCUGUGGCACAGGCAAUCCCAUUGAUGACUGCUGGCGCUGUGACCCAAACUGGAACGCCAACCGCAAGCGCCUCGCUGACUGCGGCAUUGGCUUUGGGCGCAAUGCCAUCGGUGGUCGUGACGGCCAAUUCUAUGUGGUUACCGACCCUCGUGAUGAUGACCCAGUCAACCCUCGACCUGGCACCCUCCGCCAUGCAGUCAUCCAGGACGUUCCUUUGUGGAUCGUGUUCCACCGCGACAUGGUUAUCACUCUCAAGGAGGAGCUCAUCAUGAACAGCUUCAAGACCAUUGACGGCCGUGGUUCCAACGUUCACAUUGCUAAUGGGGCAUGCAUCACCGUCCAGUUUGUUACCAACAUCAUCAUCCAUGGACUACAUAUCCACGACUGCAAGCCCACUGGCAAUGCCAUGGUCCGGAGCUCCCCAUCUCACUAUGGGUGGAGGACAAUGGCCGACGGUGAUGCCGUCUCCAUCUUUGGAGCUAGCCAUAUCUGGGUUGAUCACAACUCUCUCUCCCACUGCGCUGAUGGCCUUGUGGAUGCUGUCAUGGGCUCGACUGCCAUCACCAUCUCUAACAACCACUUCGCCCACCAUAAUGAGGUAAUGUUGUUGGGUCAUAGUGAUUCCUACACAAAAGACAAGGAGAUGCAGGUGACCAUUGCUUACAACCAUUUUGGGGCAGGUCUCAUUCAGAGGAUGCCAAGGUGUAGGCAUGGGUAUUUCCAUGUGGUGAACAAUGACUACACUCACUGGGAAAUGUAUGCAAUUGGGGGAAGUGCAAACCCAACCAUCAAUAGUCAGGGAAACAGAUACCUUGCCCCAACUGACGCUUUUGCCAAGGAGGUGACAAAGAGGGUGGAUACAGCUACAGGUGUGUGGAAGAGCUGGAACUGGAGGUCAGAGGGAGACAUGAUGUUGAACGGAGCCUAUUUCACCCCAUCUGGAGCUGGGGCCUCAGCCAGCUACGCAAGAGCCUCAAGCCUUGGAGCCAAAUCCUCUUCCAUGGUAGCCUCUAUGACAUCUGGUGCUGGUGUUCUCAGCUGCCGCAAGGGAGGGCAGUGCUAGUUAACCUCUCAAUCCAUAUAAAAGGAAAAGUCACAACAAGAAUUUAAAUUAUUAUUUUUUUCUUCUACCAUUAUAGCAGUAUCCAGUAAGCUCUGAUUCUGGUUGUCUUCCAUUAUCUGUCAUGUGAUAUCUCUAGUCCAAUUUGAAAAGCCCAAUUGUCCAUUAUUCCUCAGUAUUCCACUGGGAGUUGUAUCUUUUUUUUCUCGGUGUCAUUGCUCAACCUCGGCCUGCUUCAACUUGAGGAAACUAAAUUACCUUCUUCCUUUGGAGCAGGUGCGGAAGUGUUGUUCAUUGCUUUUUUUUUUUCCCUCUUCAAAUCCCCACAUUACCCACACCCACUUUGGCUUCUCCCCUCCAUGCCUCAGUUCUCAGUGUCUGCCUCUACAAAAUAUUUAGAUUUCCUAGUUUACAGUGACCAAGAAAUUUGUAAUUCAUUUUUCUUUUCUUUUAUUUUAUUUUAUUUUAGUUUUCUUUCAAAAUGAUACCUCUGCAUAGUGUGAAUGAAGAUUUGAGUAUUGGAAACUUUGUCACA